Messenger RNA from Notolabrus celidotus (New Zealand spotty), 5020 nucleotides. It is a transcript of the gene ralaa, whose product is annotated as v-ral simian leukemia viral oncogene homolog Aa (ras related). The coding region runs from base 432 to 1052 and encodes 206 amino acids. Gene Ontology annotation, cellular component: plasma membrane. Gene Ontology annotation, biological process: regulation of exocytosis; Ras protein signal transduction. Gene Ontology annotation, molecular function: GTP binding; GTPase activity; GDP binding. The transcript has 5 exons. Lineage: Eukaryota; Metazoa; Chordata; Actinopteri; Labriformes; Labridae. The record is from RefSeq and is a predicted model, not a curated record.
CCAGCAAGUAACCACAGUGUCUCUAACAUAAUAGUUUUAUUCACAUCAGUGCAUCAUGAUUCUUUAUAAGUAAUAAUCAGUGUUGCAUUCACGUAUUAAAAAGUGAAACAGGAGUUGUGUACUUCUCCCAGGCGGGCGGGCGUUGUCAUCCGGAGCCCAGCCCUCUCUGUAGGACGUGCAGUGAAGUCAGUCUGCUGCUAACAGCUACCAGCACAGUCUCUGGAGUUAGCUCGAGAGCUAGCCAUGAGCUAACAAGCAGCUAGCUGAGUCUUUUCAUUCCGCCACCAUAUUUCAACCUUUAUGAAACAUCGAGCCGGUGUGGACUCUGCUUAACUUACCGGACUCUACAAUCUUCAUUUCACAAUCCUCCCCUUCAUCUCCAGCUCCACUUUGAACUCUCUCACCUUUUACACGUCUCACUACACAGAGCCAUGGCAGCUGCUAAGCCAAAAGGGCAGAACUCUCUAGCCCUUCACAAAGUGAUCAUGGUGGGCAGUGGAGGGGUGGGGAAGUCCGCCCUCACUCUUCAGUUCAUGUAUGAUGAGUUUGUGGAAGACUACGAGCCCACCAAAGCUGACAGCUACAGGAAGAAAGUAGUCCUGGAUGGAGAGGAGGUCCAGAUCGACAUCCUUGACACAGCUGGACAAGAGGACUACGCAGCCAUCCGGGAUAACUACUUCCGAAGUGGCGAGGGUUUUCUCUGUGUAUUCUCCAUCACAGAACUGGAAUCAUUCGCAGCAACAGUAGACUUCAGAGAGCAGAUCCUGCGAGUGAAGGAGGACGAGAACGUACCCUUUCUCCUGGUCGGCAACAAGUCAGAUUUGGACGACCGACGGCAGGUCAGCGCGGACGAGGCAAAGGCACGUGCCGAGCAGUGGGGCGUGUGUUACGUGGAGACUUCUGCCAAAACCCGUGCCAAUGUGGACAAGGUGUUCUUUGACCUGAUGAGAGAGAUCCGGGCGAGGAAAAUGGAGGACAGCAAAGAGAAGAACGGGAAGAAGAAAAGCAAAAGUUUGGCCAAGAGAAUCCGAGAGCGAUGCUGUAUUUUAUAGUGGUAACAGAGAGCAGGGCAGCUGCUUGUGUACAUAUACAUUUCUCAGACUUUUGCAUUUCUUUUGUGCCGAUAACCUGACCAUGACUCUCUUCUGUCUCUGGCUAACAGGACAUCUGACCGUGUGUCAGGGAGUAGUAAGGUGGCACUCCAUACACCAUUUAUAGCUCUAACUUUUUAUGUGCUGACACUCCAAAUAAUUUAUGUACUCUCUCUCUCUUACUCUGACCACAUUACAGAGUGUAAUAAAUGGAUGGUGUUUAUUUAGGCCGAAGCUUGACGAGAGGCUAAGCCCUGAAAUGUUUAAAAAAAAAACCUUUCAUUGUAAAGUUUGAUGUGUAUAAUAUAUUCAGACAACUGUGCAGUUCAAAAGAAAAGAAAAGAAUGGAGUGUCAGAGCCGAGGCUUAAACAGGGAACUGGAUUGUGGGUAGAAAAAUGAAUGCUAACCGACUCAGUGUCAACCCAGAAUUCAUCAAGUGCCACCCAGAAAAUGUACACUGCACUGGUGAGUCUAUGAAGCAUUUGAAUUUGAUGCCAUUCCGAAUUGUUGUUUUUACAUCUUACUUUGUAGAAGUGAUGUGAUUUUAACAUUUUAUUUAAUUUAUAACAUUUUUCUGUGACUUCUCUGUAAGAUGAGUGCACCGACGUCUGUUUUAUUCCCCUUCGCGCCACUUUCGUUGUUUCUCCUUGAAUGCACAAACAUCGACAACCCCCCCUUAAAUUGGUGAGGGAUUCUACAACACUUGAACUUUCUUUUUUUCGAUUCAAACAUUUCAGAAGUUUUACCUCGCUCGGCUAAUGACUCUCAUUGCCUUUUAUUUCUGCGACAAAGGAAUCCCUGGUGCUCUGAUAAAAGGCGAUUCCACAACACUACAUCCUUUACAUGCUGUCUUAAAUCCUAAAGAUGAUGAGACAAACUGCUUCCAGUCAUGUAAAGAUUUCUUUUGCCAAUUUCACUUUGUUUGGCUCAGACUUUUAAUCACAAACUUUAUUUUUUUUAAACCUAAAUGCAUUUCUGAAAAGAGAGAAAUUAACGGAUAGCUGAAUUGAAAGGCAUCAACUGUCAAAGAUGAAUGCAGGCUUUAUAGAAGUGGUGUUGUACCUGUCCCAAAAAAAAAACGUUGCUCUCUGUCACCAAAGAAAAAUGCUAGCUAGCACAAACAAGUGCCCACUUAUUGAUGGAAGUAAAUGACAACUGGCUAAGUGAGCACCAAAAGAAAGCACCUGAUGUUUGUGUACAAACCUUAUAAAGGUUGAGAAAAGAAUUGAACGUUACUUUUAAAAGGCCUGGGAAAGUAACGCGACAUUUACGGAGGAUUACUAAUUCAUGUACAGUGCAUCACUGUUGCCUCUCUGUCCAUUGUGAAUGUGAAUAACCCCUCCCCCUCUCUAAUUCCCAUCCUGUUCGCCUGUAAUCUUAGGCUGCCAAUGAUGUGUAGAGUUUGCAGGUUGUUGACUUUCUGCUUUGUUAUCUUUAUGGUUAAUCUUUUCUGUUAGGCUAUCUGCUUUUAUAAGGCUGUCGUAACACUUCCAUUCAACACCCGAUAUGUUCGUUUGAUCUUGCUCAUGUAGUCAUAACACUACAAACUUGUAAAGAUUGAAGCAGUGUAAAUCAAUUUGGCAAAAUGUGAUGAAUUCAGACCAAACCACACUGUGAACUCUGCCCCAUCACAAACAGGGUUUCUCUUUAUGACUGAGCCACUUUUUAUUCUUUACCUUUUGAAACUUCUAACUUAUUUAAAAGACCAUAUUUUAUUAAGUCGAACGGCAAUCAAGAGGCUGUUCUCACAUUUCACCUCCUCCGAGUUUAAGUCAUUUUAUUAAGACUUUCCUCAACCAAUAGGAUGCCCAACACUGGAGUCUAUGCAAAAGUCAAUGUUGUAAUUGCAAAAAAGAUAUGAAUCAAUUAAAGACUUGGUGUUGAAACCACUUUGAUUAAGAAUGAGAAACAUUUUAGCUGUUUAGAAAACCCCCAAAUGAUUCAGCACUGUUUUACAUUUCAAACUAACUUCUGUCUCAUCGACCUCAAUAGAACAUGGGUACUAAAAACUCCCUGCAUUUCUUUAUCAUUGGGGUUUUUUUUCACAUAGACUGAAUAACACGGGACUUCCACCAGAUCUGUGUCAGAGCCGUCCCCAAUACGCUGCGGUCCAGCUCUGUGGUCUCUCGCCUGUCAACACCCACCAGUUGCGUUUUCAGAACGCAUCUAGAGCAGGGCCGCCAGACUGCUGGAGUCAUGUUAUCGAGGUUUUCCCCCGAUAAUCACUGAUAAGAUGAUUAUCCGACCCCUCUACUGUCUUUAUUGGCCUCUGAAAACCUCUGACAUGUUGACUCCAGGCCUGGCUCCGCUCAAAAUGACAGUUUGUUGUUGUAUUUUAGUUAAAAACGAUCUGGUGAUCACACGGAGACCAUUUAUUCUGAAAAUUCACCAGAUGUUUUAAUUUGUUGUGGUGCCUGACUUCCUGUCCCGCUCAAUCUGCUCUGUGCAGAUUGGUGCGUCGUGCUCCGGCGUUCGUUAGGAAUAGAAGUCUUGCAAAUCUGAUCUGGAGGGCUCCGUCCUGCCGGAUCAGAGACGCAGCCGGAACACAACAAAGCGGAUCCAGAGGAAGUUAACACAUUGAUUAGAAUAGAAACCUAUCAAGUCCGGUGCUGUGACGGAUCAGGGACGGGCUGGACACAGAUCUGGUUGAAUUUGGCCACAAAGGAGUGGAAGUAGCCGUUGUGAUGUCACUCUGGUUUGAUUCCCACUCUGCCAAUCACCAUCCUUCUGUUUUUAAAAAAACAAAAACAAAGUGAGCACAUUUGGACGUCAGGGUUACGUCUCUGAUCUGGUUGACAAGCAGCAGUGGGAGGAAUAUAUAGUCACUUUCACUUUCAAUAGGUUCAUUAUUUACAACUUUAACACCAUGAUGUAUAAAAAGAUGACUUCAAAAUAAAAAGUGAGACCAAAAGGUCACAAGGAAAAUGAUAAUGGAGGGAAUAACUUGACUAAAAGUUGGGCAAUCUUUCCAUCUGGUUUCAGAGAAUCAGACUCCUUUUUGUAACCUGUGAUGUCUCCCCCUGCUGGCCGUAGGAAAGAAUGCAGCUUUUUUUAAGCACUUCUGCAUCAUCCUCACUUAUGCAACCAGAGGCUACGUCAACUUCUUUUUCAGUUUAUGGUUCCGACUCAGUUCAUUGUCUUGAUUGUAAACAGAUGCAAAAGAACGUCUGAGGCAUUUCUUUUCAACUUGAAAAGCACACCGUAGAGAGUUCAGAGGUGAGGCGAACUCAAACCCAAACUGUCACAUGGCAUCAGAAUGCUUGGAAGGUAGUUUAAGUUGAUAUAUUUUAAGGGCUAACCUCCAGUACACUACACAGAGACGGAAACACCCCUGAAAGUUAAAGUGACAGGUGGAGAAAACUGACAUAUAGUGUAAGAACAGUCUGUCUUUAGCUUAUGAUCCUAACAUUAACCCCUGUGUGCCCUCAGUGUUGAUGACUGCAGAAGCUACUAUACUCAAAGUGACCACCAUAGUGCUUGCUUUGUCCAACAUAGGUUUAACACAGUCUAGUUCUUGUUUCACUGCUUUUCUCAAAGCAGGUAUGUUCAUUCUAACUCUUCUUUUCUUUGUCUUCAUGUUUAGUUUUAAUAGACUUGAUGGCCCAUAUAUUUUCAGAGGGAGUGAAGAGGCAAUGUUAAAACUGAUAUUUGUGUGAAAGCUACGAGCGAAACUGUCCUACUGGGUAUUCAAAUGACUUGUUUUGCCUUUUAUAAAGAUACCCUUGGAUUAAGAAGUAGAUAUAUAAAUGUCUUUUGAUUGGUUGGUUGUAUGUAUGCCAUCAAUUAAUGUUUCCGUCAUGUUUACUUACUUUGAACAUAACCACUAAUGUAGCCUAUCUGUUUGUGAAUGCAAGAGGUGAAGCUUACAUUUCAAUUCAUUUUUUGUGAGUUCUUUGGAAAUGGCAAAUAAAGUGGAUAUUACUAAUAA